AAAUCAACUCAGGGAAUGGGGCCCCCAGCUCCCAUUGGGGGCGGCGACCCUGGUGUCACCCCUUAGACAAAGUCCCAGUCUCCCAGAGGCUUUUACCAGCUGGCCCCAUUUCUGCUGCUGCUGGGUAUAAUAAGCCAUCUCCACCUGGGCCAGGAUCCUCUCAAUGCUGAAGUGCCUGUGAGAAACAGUCCAGAGGAAUCCUCACUGGUCCUAUGGCUUUGUCUUCCUCUCUGCCCCACCAGAUAAUUGCUGCUGUCCCUCAGCUCCCAAGAGGCAGCUGUGAUUCUCCAUCCCUGUACAUCCCUCAUCAAUGGCUGACUGCAAAGACUUGAGAAGUCAAGCUGAGUCCCAUGCUCCUGCCUGAACACCCAGAGAGCCUGGUGCUGGAGGGCUGGCCUGCCACCAGCACCUGCACCCACACCAGGCUGAAGCCACCCUCUGCACACAGAAGGUGGCCUUGAUUUCUCAGGCACAGCUGACCUCAGAGAUACUGGGCCUGACUCUGCCAGGUUUCUCAUCCCUGGUUUUGUUGCCCAGUCCCUUCUGGAUUCAAGGCGAUGUUGCCUCGAAACAAGGACCAGGUGCUGCCACAGAACUCAGUGCUCCCUAGGCGCUCCCCUUGGGGCCUCUCACAACUUGUGGACUCCUCUCCUCACAACCUACAGCCUCUCUCUCCCCAUCAGUCCCUCCCUUCCUCUCACCCACCAUUCUCUUCCACUCAGUUCCAUCCCCCAUCCUCACCUCCACCAGCAUCCCCUUCUCCUGGCUCAUUCGGCUCUUUUGCCUCAAAUUCUGACUUAGCUCCACAUCCCUAUUCUCUCUUUCUCCCAAGUUCCCCUACUCUCUUUCACCAGAAUCACCUCUCUCUCUCCUGUCCACAUUCAUCUUCUCCCUUGAACCACUGGCUAUACCCUUCUCCUCCUCAGAGCCCCUCCUUCUCUCCCUCCCAGCUCCAGAACUCCUCCCUUCCCCACUUACGGUGCCAGUCUCCUUCCCAGCCCGAAAACCUGCCUAACUCCACACUCACUUCCCUAAGCCCCAGCCUACCUUCUCAUAGGCUCCACUCUAACCGGCAGACAUGGCACUGGCAUCAGUCCAGGGACACCGGCUCCGGGUCCGCUGGGGUGGUGGAGAGAUGCGUGCCAAUCGAGAAGGAUCCUGCACACUUCAGGGACCCAGGGGCCCUGGCCCAGGCCCUGGUGGUUCAUCUGGGGCACCACCGCAUAGCACACGACCUGCGGCUACUGCUUUUGCAGCGCCUGUGGCUAGGCAGAGCUGGCCAGGCCCCAGUCGUGGAGUAUCCUGUGUGCCUGGUGUGUCUCCGGCCCUGCACCCCCUCCUGCCCCAUGCCCAAGUACAAGACUGGACCCCGGCUGCUUGCCUUCCCUCAACUACAGCCCUGUGUGCAGGGCCAGGAAUCUGGGCCACUCCGAAUAGGCAUCGGCUUUGGCCUCCGCCUACCUCGAGGCCAGGCCAGGGCCUUGCAUCUGCUGCCAGAAAAAAGGUUGAAGGAAGUAGGGCCUCAGGGCGAGGCUACUCAGGCCUGUGGGCAUCCAUCCGGAGCAUCUCAGCCUCCAGCAGCUCAGGCCUGGGCAGACCCAGCCCCAGGCACAGACCCCCAGACCAGGAGCUUCAGGUCUGCAGGCCCUCAACCACCGAACUCCCCACCAUGUUUCUCCGGGCCUGUACCUCGGACACCAAAACAGGCCACUACCUCCCCGAAGCCCAGGCCUGCCCCUGCUCCAAAGAGGUCAAUUUCUCCGGAACUCAUUCUCCAAAAGUCACAAGUCUAGUUCCAGAGCCAUGGAGGCUCCCUGGAGCACCCCCUCCAAAUGCCACUCUCCCAACCAGGCCCCAGAUCUCAGGGAGUCCCCGAGACACCCUGAAGGGCUGGCUGGCUGGAGGUCAGGUGUGUUCUCCUGCCCUGAACCCUGGGAGCCCCUUGUGGAGUCUCCUCUCUCCUGACUGAAGAGGACCAAGGGCACCAAGGCCCCAUUCAGCCUUCUGUGUAUCUAAUAAAGUCUGGCCCUGUGA
Callithrix jacchus (white-tufted-ear marmoset) is the source of this 2034-nucleotide messenger RNA. Lineage: Eukaryota; Metazoa; Chordata; Mammalia; Primates; Cebidae. The record is from RefSeq and is a predicted model, not a curated record.